Daphnia magna is the source of this 1165-nucleotide messenger RNA. RefSeq lists its product as uncharacterized. The transcript has a single exon. The record is from RefSeq and is a predicted model, not a curated record. Gene Ontology annotation, biological process: DNA recombination; DNA integration. Gene Ontology annotation, molecular function: DNA binding. NCBI's taxonomy places the organism in Eukaryota, Metazoa, Arthropoda, Branchiopoda, Diplostraca, Daphniidae. Bases 131 to 1165 code for a protein of 344 amino acids.
CAAACAAACAAACAAAACAAAUCUGACAAAUUGGCAAAUUGUCGUCUGUUGCCGAUUUAUUGUUGAUUUUUGUCGUCUGACAAAUCACGUGUCUAUUCCUCCUGUCACCACUAAUUACAAGUUAAUAAUUAUGGCGAAUCAGAGCUCUGAAGCCGAUUCAUUCUCUCUCAUUAUUGAAACCAAUUAUGAGCCAAGUUUGUCUGCCGGUGCAGAUGCGGCUCGUUACUAUCUUUCUAAGUCCGUAAAAGACUCAACUAAACAGCAGUACACUCGUGUGUAUGACAUCUGGACAGAUUUUUGUAAGAAGAACGGCGUACCAGAGUUCGGAGCCGAUCAUGAACAGUUGGCCGCCUGUCUCUCUCUCGUGAUGCUGGAAGAUGGAUCGUAUUCUAAAGUCGUGACACUGAGUGCAGCAAUCGCACAUGAAUACCGCACCCGUAUGCUACAAUCACCGACCACCCACGAGACUAUAUCAUUGCUUUUCCGCGGAUUUCGUAAUGAGCAUCCCCAAACACGUGUCACCAAAUCGCCUAUAACCAAAGAGAUCCUAUCCAAAAUGUACUCACACCUCUUCCGACCUGAACAUGGAAGAGAUGGAUUAAGAGCGUCUGUUGUUCUCUGGAGAACGGUCUGGAGAAUAUCGUUGGAGUAUUACACCCUCGGUCGGUUUAGCGACAUAGCCAAGCUGCAAAAGAAAGAUGUCGUCUAUAAACCAACUCCGUCUCCGCAUCUCAAGAUUUUAUUUAAAGGUGGAAAAAACGACCAGUAUUCGGAGGGAAGCGAGAGGAUUGUCGCUUCGAAUCCUGACGACAAGAUUUGCCCUGUCAAACUUACUAUUAAUUAUUUUCAGUUUUUGGGGCCCAUAUACUCUGGUUAUCUGGUCCCUUCUUGUACCCCAAAGAACACACCAAAUCCGAACAAGGCAGUAUCAUACAGCGGAGCUCUAUGCGACAUGAAAAAACUGAUGUCUACGUUGGGGUAUGACGCAAAACUUUACGGCGAGCACUCCGGAAAGAGAGGGGGAGCAACUACAGCCGCGGCCAACGGAGCAACUGAUAAACAAUUGAAACGUCUUGGAGGUUGGCGGUCUGAUACGAUGGCCGCUAAAUAUGUUGAUCUCUCAAUUAAUAGUCGGAUUUCAAUGUCACAACUAUUACAAAAAUAA